AGUGCAUCUGAGUGCAAGCUCUUUCCUCCAUCCCCACCAGAAGAGCAGCCGUGCACGAGCACGCGAGUGCGUGCGUGCGCGCGCGCGUGUGUGGGCGAGCAUCACUUCGCCGCGAUGGCGAACCAAGCGCACGGGCGCGGAGAAGGAGCCGGGCUCGCGUCCAACUCCUUGGACCUGAGCACGUCUCUCGAGCGCAGCGUGCAAACGCGAAUCUUCAAAAUCAUCGUGAUCGGCGACUCGAACGUGGGCAAGACGUGCUUAACGUUCCGCUUCACCGGCGGCUCUUUUCCGGCCAAGACGGAGGCCACGAUCGGAGUGGAUUUCAGGGAGAAGGCGGUCGAAAUCGAGGGUGAGAGGAUAAAGGUGCAGGUAUGGGAUACGGCCGGCCAGGAACGCUUCCGCAAAAGCAUGGUGGAGCACUACUAUCGAAAUGUCCAUGCUGUUGUCUUUGUCUAUGAUGUCACCAAAAUGGCCUCAUUUGAGAACCUGAAGACAUGGAUCCAGGAGUGCAACGGGCACCGUGUGUCGGCCUCAGUGCCCCGCGUCCUGGUCGGUAACAAGUGUGACCUGGUGGACCAAAUCCAGGUCCCGUCCAACAUGGCGCUCAAGUUCGCUGAUGCACACAACAUGCUGCUGUUUGAGACAUCUGCCAAAGACCCCAAGGAGAGCCAGAAUGUGGACUCCAUUUUCAUGUGCCUGGCAUGUCGUUUGAAGGCCCAAAAAUCUCUUAUCUAUAGGAAUGUGGAGAGGGAGGAUGGGAGGGUGAGGCUCAACCAAGAACCUAAUCCCAAAUCUAGCUGUCCAUGCUGAAGACCUGUGAAGCCUAGAAUAAUCUUAUCCUGUUUUCCACACCAACUGAGACUAAUGUUGAUAGCUGCAAAAAGAAAAUGUGCCUGCAACUAAUGAUGUUUUACAUUGAGGCUUUGGUUUGUCUGUUUGUCUCUGUGUAGCUUCUCUAAUUUAUCUCGCCAGUCCCAAUGUCACCUAGAAACCUUUGUUAUCCACAGACUACAGUGCCGUUUAGUGUUUGAUUUGUUGUACAUGCCUUUUUAACACUAACAUUUCAGCUAAUAUUUGGAAAGAGAGAUUUUAGUUAAUAUAUCCAGUCAGCCAGAUAACGUCCAUUUGUAUUAAUUUGUGUUCUAACAUUCAUAUGGAUUCACCUCCCAGCGCACUAUCAGCUUGAGAGAUUAUUGAGUGCAAUAAGGCAUAGGUACCGUACCACACAUGAUUAUUUAUUCAUCUAUUUGCAGUCAUUAAUUAGGUUUUACAUGAGCUAUGUAUUUGAUUGCUGUUGGGAUUUUUCGUGGCAGCCAUGCAGUUGUUUAAAUUCCUUAAUAAUGGGGCUCAUAUUGAUGUCUACCAUGUCUUUGCAUUUGCACAAUAGUGGAAGUAGUAGUCAUCCUGCAUAGUUGCAUGUUAUGUUACCAGAUAUUCUUAAUGAUGAUUACCCUGCAUGCUGAAAGUGUGAGCUGACAUAAGGAAAGAAUAUUAGGAGAGUAAGACCUAUUGAUAGUUGCAGCGAAAAAAGACACUGACAUUCCACAUCAACGCAUGCCUUUGACUGGAUAAUAUGCGGAGAUAUGAGCAAUAUGAGCAAGAUACAAGCUAACCGUUAGUGUGUUAUGUCACAUCCUAUUAAUUUUUUUUUGCAAUAUUAAAUGGUUCCAGAAGUGUGACCAGCAUUGAACCAUCUAUGAAAAGCAUAAAAAAGGUAACUCCAUCUAAUCCAAACUAUUUCCUAUGUGUCAAACGCUCAAAUUCAUCCAAUUAAUUACUAGAACAUCAGUCAUUUUAGGAAACAUCCCAGAUGCUAGAACUUGUAGAAUCCAUUCUAACAAGACAGUAUGUUUUUUUUUGUAUGAAUUUUUCAAGAAAAUAUUUAAAGUGACUGUGUGUAAUUGUGUCAGCAUACAUCAGUUUUAAGGCUGAGAAAUUAUUUUCUUUACACAUGAAACAAUCGUGUACAAAUGUUACAUGUUAAUUGUUCACUGAAAGUAAAGUUAAAUGUGUUAUGUGUAACAUAUAGUUUGAGGUCAUUGUGUCUUCUGCAUGGCUGAGUGUGUUUUAUGCGUGCCACAGCAGCGUAAUCUCUUUGCUAGCGUCUAUUUAUGAUGCAUUAUUUAUGUCUGCUGACUGAGCAACUCAAUGUCCAUUACUUGUUAGCAUGAAUUCUAAUAAUGUUCUUUCAAACACUAGUAUUUAAGAUACACCCCAUAUUAUAAAAUUCUUAGUAUUAUGUAAGGAAUAAAAUAUUCACGGCAUGCUUUUAUCGCAAAAUAAUCAACAGUGGGGUGGUGUGAUGUGUUACCACACCAAAGUUGAUUAUUUUCCAGUAACAUUACAUCCUAAAGUGUUUUAUUCCAAUUGAACCACAGCAAACUGCCAACGAUUAUUUUUUUUAUUAACUAAAGAAUGACGCCAUACGUUUUGUCCAUUUAUAGUUACUGUUGUGGAACGUCAUUUGUCACUUACAGUCAGGUCCAUAAGUAUUUGGACUGUGAUACAUUUUUUUGUAAUUUUGUCUCUGUACCCCACCACAAUGGAUGUCAAAUGAACCAGUCAGGAUGUGAUUGAAGUGUAGACUUUCAGCUUUAAUUCAAGAGAUUUAACAAAAAUAUUGCUGUUUUAGGAAUUACAGCCAUGUUUUACAGAGUCCCUCCAUUUUCCCAGACUCAAAAGUAAUUGGACAAUUAACUGAUAAGCAGUUUCAUGGCCAGGUUUGCCCUUUUUCCUGAUUAAUUCAUGACAAAUUAAGGAGAUAAAAGGUCUGGAGUUGAUUCCAAGUGUUGAAUUUGCAUUUGGUAGCUGUUCAUGGGAACUCCCAAUAUGCAGUCUAAAGAGGUGUCGAUGCAAGUGAAGGAGGCCAUCAUUAGGCUGAAAAAAACAAGACAGACUUACGGACCUGACUGUAUAUUUUAGCAGCUAUACACACCCGUUCCCUCAUCAGCGUCUCGUGUUUUCUCUUAUACACAUUUAUGUGGAGCUUCCACCAUACAAGCUCCAAUCGAUAACGUAUUAAAAGAAUUGCAUUAAUAUAAACCGUGCAGCCAGAAAUACUGUCCGCACCAUGCUGUUACAGAAAAUUAUUCAACUCCUUAGGACCAGUCAUACAAAUUUAGAAGAUUCUGGAACAAAGAUGAGUGUUAUGUGGUCAAAUAAAUGAUCCUGGAUGAAGGUACUGUUAGUGCGGACACUAAAACAAGUUCAUUUUGAAGUGUUGGUUGCACCAGUGAUUAUGUAAGCUCAGCCAGACAUUGCCAGUUCCUUAUUCAUUCCCUUUUAUAUACUUGUUCAUGCCUUGGGUUGAAGUGUUUCUUGUGUGUUCUCCAUGAGGUAGUCUGUUAUGAUUUGUCAUGUUUUUCAGACAACAGCAUUUGCAAAGCGAUGUGCUCCUGUUCCUCUGUCUGGUUCUGAGCUCCAAACCAAGAAUGAAUGCAUCCUGGGGUAAAAAAAAAAAAAAAGUGGGGAAUUUGUCUUUAGUCAUUCCAUUUUAGUCAU
This is a messenger RNA of Pangasianodon hypophthalmus (striped catfish), 3501 nucleotides long. RefSeq names its product RAB33A, member RAS oncogene family (gene rab33a). The record is from RefSeq and is a predicted model, not a curated record. Bases 115 to 810 code for a protein of 231 amino acids. Gene Ontology annotation, molecular function: GTPase activity; GTP binding. NCBI's taxonomy places the organism in Eukaryota, Metazoa, Chordata, Actinopteri, Siluriformes, Pangasiidae. Gene Ontology annotation, cellular component: endosome; Golgi apparatus. Gene Ontology annotation, biological process: Rab protein signal transduction. The transcript has 2 exons.